Pelmatolapia mariae (spotted tilapia) is the source of this 1161-nucleotide messenger RNA. Its product is annotated as ras association domain-containing protein 8-like. Gene Ontology annotation, biological process: signal transduction. The transcript has 4 exons. Lineage: Eukaryota; Metazoa; Chordata; Actinopteri; Cichliformes; Cichlidae. The record is from RefSeq and is a predicted model, not a curated record. Bases 1 to 1161 code for a protein of 386 amino acids.
AUGGAGCUGAAGGUGUGGGUGGAGGGUGUGGUCAGAGUUGUUAGUGGCCUAUCACUGACCACUUCCUGUCAGGAUGUCGUCAUAGCUCUCGCACAAGCAAUCGGUCAGACAGGUCGUUACAUUCUCAUUUUGAAGUUACGAGGGAAUGAGAGACACUUGGUUGCUGAUGAUUGUCCACUGCAGCACCUGGCUCAACUGGGACAGUUGGCCACAGAGGUCCAGUUCAUUCUGCGGAGGACCGGCCCGAGCCUCAGUGAGGGUCCAGACACCUCCGCCAAUGAGAGACGUCUUCCACUUUCCAGACCCUCAGAACCAGAGCCCCUCAAACGCAGAGAGCCACAAAAGGCUCUGACAUUUAGUCUGGGUCCCUCAACACUUCCCAAAAGGAAUAAACCAAAGAAGGACUGGUCUCGAUCUCCCAGAUCCUCGCCAGAACUGAGGGCCUCACCGGUAUCUUUCCUAGACCCUGUGAACUCCAUGAAGACAAAUCCUUCUUACCCCAAAGACGAGGUGUUUAGGGAUAUUCUGCAGCAACAGAGAAGACUACAGGAUCUGGAGAUUCAGCUUCAAGAUCUGGAAAGAGAGACUGAGUUAUGGGAGCAGAAGCGGUCAUCUCCUGAAGUAACUCUGGCUUUCGCUGAAGAACUGGAGGAACUGGAGUGGAGAGUGAGACAGAAUGAGGUAGAGCUGAUGCAGACAGAAGACUGGGAGAAAGCAUUACAGGCAGAGAUGGAAAGAGAACAAGGUAUGCACAGGCGCCUGGACCAGAUUCAUUCAUCCAUAAACGAUCAAAGUUAUGAAAUCAGGACACUCCAAACCCGUUCUGCACAUCUAGAAGAGGACCUGCAAGUCAGAGUCCAAACGCAAAGUUCUCUGGCAGCACAGCAAGAUGAGUCCCUGAAGUCCCUGAAGCAGGAGCUCCACAACCGCCUGCAGCUAGGAGAAGAAGUUGAUGUAAGACUGGCUGAGUUACAGGGGAAGAUGGAAACGGCUGAGGAAAGGGUAAAGGACAGACUGGAGAUUAUUGAGGAGCUGAACAAAGAGCUGAGGCAAUGUAACUUGCAGCAGUUCAUCCAGCAGACCGGUGUGACCUCACAGACGGAGCAGACAAACCCACCAGUCAACGAUGUUUUUCUUAAUAACGCUGGCAUUAGGGAGUAG